Messenger RNA from Salvia miltiorrhiza (redroot sage), 1472 nucleotides. Its product is annotated as ankyrin repeat-containing protein ITN1-like. The record is from RefSeq and is a predicted model, not a curated record. The coding region runs from base 268 to 1392 and encodes 374 amino acids. The transcript has 2 exons. Gene Ontology annotation, cellular component: plasma membrane. Lineage: Eukaryota; Viridiplantae; Streptophyta; Magnoliopsida; Lamiales; Lamiaceae. Gene Ontology annotation, molecular function: protein phosphatase regulator activity; protein phosphatase 1 binding.
CCUUUAAACAACUUUUCCCUUUUUCACCUACACAAAAUAUACAUUUCUUAAUUCUCGUGCCCAAAAAAAAGGUCUCACUUACAGUGGGAUGGAGGGAGUAUAAUGGUUGUCUUAAAAUGCAGGCCCCUGGAAAGCAAAAACAGAAAAGGGCCAUUAAUAUAAAUAGUUUGAAAGAAUGAGUGGCGAAAAGCUUUAUGAUGUUGUAUCAAAAGGGGAUGUAACAAAACUUCAACAAGAUCCAUAUCUUGUCGAAAGUGUUUCAUUUUCAUGUUCAAGAAAGCCAUGGUUGAAGAGUUGUUGAACAUCAACCCAUUGCUAGCUCGAAAUUUGGCGGACUCCCAAAAAUCGUCGCCUCUUCACAUAGCAGCAGCACAAGGGAAUGUUGAGAUCGCCAAGAAAUUGGUAUCAGUGGCCCCAGAGAUGCGCUGGUGUCGCAACGGACAAGGCCUGAACCCGGUUCACAUUGCAGCCAUGAACGGGCAUGUUGAGAUCUUGGAGGAGCUGCUUCGACUGGAUCUGUUUCCUGCUAUGGAGAGGGUGCAUCGUGGGCAGACCGUGUUGCAUCUGUGUGUGAAACAUCGUCAGCUUAGGGCAUUGAAGGUUUUAGUGGAGAAGUUGUGCGAUCUUGUGUGUGCAAAGGAUGAUGAUGGGGAGACACUCUUGCAUUGGGCUGCCAGGAGCGACCAACAUGAGGUGAUAAAGUACUUGGCGAAGGAGACGAAAAUAGAUAAAGCAUUAGAGAAUUCGAUGGGCAAAACAGCACUAGUCAUUUUCGAAGAGAACCCUCAUCACAGAAGUUAUCCAAAAUACACCAAGUAUAUCCUCUCACCAUCAUACUACAGCCAAUCAGCAGCAUUGCUUCAACUCAUCUCCAAGAAGAGAGACCAGACAAUGGUGGUGAUGGUCCUCAUCGCCACCAUGGCGUUCCAGGCCGCCAUCAGCCCCCCAGGCGGCGUGUGGCAGGACAACACGCCGCCGCACAGAGCUGGCGAAGCCAUCAUGGCAUCCACUCAUCCCAAGAUGUACAAGCACUUGGUGCGCGCUAACACCACGGCCUUCGUUUCAUCUCUCAUCACAUUAAUAGUCGUCUUUGUCUUCCAGCGCGAACUCGAGAAGGGUUUUCUGUUGAAUUUCUCUACCUACACAGUGUGGGUAUCGCUCGCAGCUAUUGCAGUCAGCUACGGAGGUUCGGUGUUGGUCACUAUGCCGAAUACGGAAACACAAUCACUUGCCAAAGUCAUCAACCUAGUCGUCGUUCUGUCCAUCAGCUUCGUCGUGAUUAUGGUAGUUCUCGGUUUUCCGAUAAAGCGGUGCUGGGCAUGGCGGCAGCUGCGGCAGGGGAACUUUGAUAUCGGCAUGCCUUCGUUUGUAAUUGGGCCCAGACGCACGUAGAAAUAACUGUUGGGUUUGUGAUUAAUUAAUAAGUGAAACAAGAUCAAAUAUAAUUUGGAGGAAAUAUUAUGAACUCUCUU